Molecule: messenger RNA, 3223 nt
Organism: Atta colombica
Lineage: Eukaryota; Metazoa; Arthropoda; Insecta; Hymenoptera; Formicidae
Gene: cyc
Product: aryl hydrocarbon receptor nuclear translocator-like protein 1
Exons: 15
Coding region: 181-2994 (937 amino acids)
Biological process (GO): regulation of transcription by RNA polymerase II
Cellular component (GO): transcription regulator complex; nucleus; aryl hydrocarbon receptor complex
Molecular function (GO): protein dimerization activity; RNA polymerase II cis-regulatory region sequence-specific DNA binding; DNA-binding transcription factor activity, RNA polymerase II-specific
Source: RefSeq, a predicted model, not a curated record
GCUCGCGACACGCGACUCGUGUAGACGGUGGUACUGAACGGUUGGCACGACCUCGUCGUCGCCGUCGAGGAGGCCCGACCCUCGAAGCACGAGGGCAUCGCCCGCCAAGAGGGAAGGCGACAGGCCUUCUGGCCUCUUCGCGAGGAUGUCGCCGCCUCCUCGUCGUCGGCGACGACGUGGAUGUACGCGCUUCUCGACGAGGGUGGUUUACUGCCGGACACCAGCAGCGACGGCGUCAUCGAGAAUGAUGACGCGGUGGUCGCCGCAGGCGAUGGCGCCUGCGUGAAUGAUCGCAUGCUGCAUUAUCAUCAACAUCAGCAUCAGCAACAUUCCCAUCAGCAGCAGCAACAACGUCAUCAUCAUCAACUGCAGCAACAGCAGCAGCACCCGUCGGCGGAGUCCGAACUGGACGAUCUUUUGCGAUUCCGUGGUACCGGAACUACGACCGGACAGGGACAGGAGGAGAUGGUGGCGCAGGAAAUGGCACAGGGCUACACCCAGCUCCUGCAUUCAGCGACGGCGGUGCCGGCCCAGGAGACGCAGGAAUACAUCUCGCUGCAGGAGCUACAGCCGCGCAUUCAUCACCAAGAGCAUCAUCGCACCGUGCACGACACCUGCACGCAACUGGCCACGUCCGCCUCGCAACUCUAUCAUCAGCAUCAUCAGCAUCAACAGCAGCAGCGAAACGGUGGACAGCAACAGCAACAGCAACAUCAACGAGAUUAUUAUAAUCUCUCAUCCGUGCAGGAAAGUUCGUGCUCCACGGUUUAUUUUGGCGAGAUAGGCACGGGUACCGGGGUGGGAGAGCUAACCACCGCCUCGGCGGGGGGUGGUGGUGAAGGUCUCGCCCCGACUCCAACCCCCGCCAGCAGCAACAGCGGCAGCACUGCCAGUACCACCACCACCCCCAGCAGCCCAAGCACGACUACUACAACUAUUACCACCACCACCUCUACCAGCAGCACCGCCACCAUCCCGCAGAUUGCAACGGGGGCUGAACCGCCCCAGCACAUGGAGACACCCCCGACGAUGGUCCCCGACCAGCAGGCACCCGCCUCCGGCCAUCAAUAUCACCACCAUCACCAUCAUCAUCAUCAUCAUCAUCAUCGACAUCAUCGUAGUACGUCAUCCGCUACGCCUAGCCAUGGACCGCCGACCGAUACCUCGGAUGAGUUCGCACCGGUUUCCAGAAAGCGGAAACUUUCUUGCCACAUUGGAAGCGAUCUCUUGGACGAUCUGGGAGACGACGCCAAAUCAGUUCGCACAAACGACGACAGUAAGAAGCAGAACCAUAGUGAAAUCGAGAAGCGCAGAAGGGACAAGAUGAAUACAUACAUCACUGAGCUAUCGGCGAUGGUACCGAUGUGUCAUGCGAUGUCGCGGAAACUGGACAAGCUGACCGUGCUGCGAAUGGCGGUGCAGCACCUCAAGACUAUCUUCGGCGCGGUUACCUCAUACACGGAAGGUCAUUAUAAGCCCGCAUUUCUCAGCGAUCAGGAACUUAAGACGCUCAUACUUCAAGCUGCAGAAGGCUUCGUCUUUGUGGUGGGCUGUGAUCGCGGGAGAAUUCUCUACGUGUCCGAGUCCGUCUCGCAGACUCUUAAUUAUUCUCAGGGUGACUUGUUGGGUCAAAGCUGGUUCGAUAUCCUACAUCCUAAGGAUGUUGCGAAGGUAAAGGAGCAGCUCUCAUCCUCUGAUCUCAGUCCGAGGGAACGACUGAUCGACGCAAAAACCAUGCUACCGGUGAAAACCGACGUGCCCCAGGGUGUGUCACGACUUUGCCCCGGAGCGCGGAGAUCCUUCUUCUGUCGGAUGAAGCGUAAAGUCGACGGGGUCCGUUGCGGUGAGAUGCAAGUGAAGGAGGAAGCCGACGCCACCGCUGGCUGCCAUAGAAGAAAGAAGCAACAAAACGUAGAUUGGAAGUAUUGCGUGAUUCAGUGCACGGGCUAUCUGAAGUCCUGGGCUCCCGCAAAGAUCGGUCUCGAGGAACAGGAGGGCGAGGCCGACGGCGAAGCGUGCAAUUUGUCCUGCUUGGUAGCAGUCGGUCGAAUCCAAACAGCGAUAUCGACGGCCGCGUCGAGGAAGCCCCAUUCAAGACCCAUACAAUUUAUCUCGCGACACGCAAUGGAUGGCAAAUUUCUGUUCGUGGACCAAAGAGCUACUCCAGUAUUGGGCUUUCUACCUCAGGAACUGCUAGGCACCAGUAUGUAUGAAUACUAUCACCACGACGAUAUUCCUCAUCUGGCAGAAUCUCACAAAGCUGUGUUGCAAACUUCCGAACGCGUUACCACGCAGAUCUACAGGUUCAGGAGCAAGGACGCGAACUUCGUGCGGUUGCAGUCCGAGUGGAAAUCCUUCAGGAAUCCAUGGACUAAAGAUAUCGAGUAUCUAAUCGCUAAGAAUUCUGCUAUCUUCUGCGAUACACGUACAAGUGGAAAUAACAGAUCUGAGGACUCGAGCGUGCAGGGCAACUAUGAUUAUUUCACACAAACAGGUAAUGGUGGAUUAGAAAGACUGAUCUCGAGCCACGUGGAAGUAAGUAAGAUCGGCCGGCAAAUAGCGGAAGAGGUAUUGGAUCUACAAAGACGCGGAGAAGACUCCUCCUCAGGUAGUAGUCCUGGUCCAGCGACAGAAACCGGUUUAUUGAAUACCGAGUCGCAAAUGAUCACGACGACGGCAUCGCCAGAGAGAAUACCUGACAUUUCCCAGCCGAGUGGCAUCGGCAGCGACAACAGCAGCAGCAACCCCACAUCGACGUUCAACCACGUAGCGAACAACGUGCAGCUCAACAGCAUCGCGAAUGACCAAGGAGCGUCACCAGAUGAUGACAUGAUGGACAUGAUUGGCGGCACCACGAUUAAUGAAUCACCAAAUCCGAUCCCAUCCGAUGGCAACGAUGAGGCAGCGAUGGCUGUCAUCAUGAGCCUGCUGGAGGCGGAUGCAGGUCUGGGCGGUCCAGUGGAUUUUUCCGGAUUGCCAUGGCCGUUACCAUAAUGCAUGUGCACUUUAGUCUGCAAUUUUGAAUGUCUCCUGGUUGAAACAUACUCGGAACGAAUGGAUGAGACUUGGUGCUGAAAUGGUGCUUUAAGAUAGGAUUUUAUUAAGCGAACUAGCUUCCAAACAAAACUUCUACAUCGCAAUCAAUUAACUAUCGUUCUUCAUCGAUAUUGUAGAUUCGUAGUUCCAUGUAUAUAUAUAUAUAUAUAUAUAUGUUUAUAUGCUA